Molecule: messenger RNA, 516 nt
Organism: Gaeumannomyces tritici R3-111a-1
Lineage: Eukaryota; Fungi; Ascomycota; Sordariomycetes; Magnaporthales; Magnaporthaceae
Exons: 3
Coding region: 1-516 (171 amino acids)
Source: RefSeq, a predicted model, not a curated record
AUGGGGCCUGUCAGGGAGCGCGUCUCCGAAGGAUGGCAGAUGCAGGAAGCACAGGUGACCAAAGCAGCACCAAAGCGGCGGCGCGAAGGUUUCCCGGUUCGUCGGAUGUGGACGGCGCGGACGUGCUCUCCUGCUGAGUUUGCUAGGGCGGGUGGAGGGGCAGCACUGGGCACAAGACAGGCUUUUGCUGCAGGAUCGCGCGCUGUUUUGUGGAUUACGAUUGCCAGGAAGGUCGCUCGGCUGGCUGGCCAAGGGUCGGGCCCCAGCGGGCCUGGUCGGGUCGAGUCUUCAAUUCUGCUCGGACGGCUGAUACGAGGCGGCGGCGGUAGUCUUGGUGAAGGCUGCGGCUUGCAGAGGAGCCGCCGCGCCAGCAUGGUCAGCAUGGUUAGCACAGUCGUAACCGAGAAGAAACAGGCGGCGUUGCUGUGCUGCGUCGGACCAGAGGAGCCAGACACCCAGGCACCCAGACAGGCGGCGCCACAGCUGAAGCCGCCGCGAUACCCCUCGUCGGACUGA